Bemisia tabaci is the source of this 4966-nucleotide messenger RNA. Its product is annotated as Protein phosphatase 4 regulatory subunit 2-related protein. The record is from RefSeq and is a predicted model, not a curated record. NCBI's taxonomy places the organism in Eukaryota, Metazoa, Arthropoda, Insecta, Hemiptera, Aleyrodidae.
UUCAAAUGACAAUUGACGAAAAAUACCUUUUUACAAGGAAUAUAAUUAAUGCAAAAAGGCAAUAAUGAUAGGCAAAGAAAGACAAAUAUUUGAUAAUCAUCACGGGAGCACGCGACAGUCUUGGAUUGAACCCACGAAUUCAAAUUUCCCGCCGCAGUCAGGAGGGGAGGACUUCGAACCAAUCGAGAACUUCAUCAACAGCCGUCAAUCACCGUUCCGCUACGUCACCGAUAUCGGUCGAUUCGGAUGAAAGUUGCGAAACGAAAGCCACGAUUAAAGGGCAAAAGCGUUGUUUUGAUAUAAAGUUCGUUUAAAAGAAGUUCAGGUGAAGUGUUCGUGAUCCAUGAAUUCGGUUAAAUCAUGAAUAAAUAGUGAAAACCUGUGGCCUGAACGGCAGUUGUUAGUCAUUAGCAUCCAGUAAGCUCUCACCGCGGUCGUCAUGAUGGAAAACCCGGAGGAAAUUCUCCAAGCAUUGGAAAUGUUCGCUAGAUUGAAACCUCAAGGAAUCCCGGCUGAACUUGAAGAAUAUUUACGCUUUGUUGCUAAGACAGGUGACCCGGUUUAUCAGUGGUCCCUUGUUAAACCGCUUUAUGUACAGAAACUCAACAAUGUGAUAAGUGAAUUUUUUGAUUCACAACCUAUGGCUCCAGAAAUCCCACCUAGUCCUAACGUAGAGCCCUGGAACUACGAGAGGAUGAAAACAAUGUUACUAGAACGACUAGAGACUUUUAUGGGUGCGCCUUUUACUAUACAAAGAAUCAGCGAGCUACUAGUAUCACCCCGAAGUGAAUACAACCGUAUUGACAAGUACAUGCGUGCGGUUGAGAAGAACGUUUUGGUUGUGAGCACACGUGAUUCACUUUCUCGAUCUCAGUUGGACAGCGUCAAAAAUCAAGAGGCUGUCAAUGGAAUUCCUGAAAACAAUGGCACUGCUGACGAUAUGGGCAGAAAUAUGCUCAACUCGGAACUCGGUCUACAAAAUUCUGCACCUCCGCCAUCAGAUGAAUUGCUUGACAUUAAAGCAGACGAACUUGAAAUGGAUAGUUUGUUGAUCGAAAAUAUUCCUGAUGAUAAAAUUCAGUGGGUUAAAGCAGAUAACAUCACAAAUGCUAUUAACUCAGCUGCUUCCAUAGCUGCCGAAAUGACCUCUCAGAACUCAGAAGAUAUGUCAACUGAUAUAGAUCUGGUCUCUACGGAAAGUAAUUCAAUUGCUGAGUCUGCCCCUCCAGAACCUGUUCCUGAAACUAUUUCUCAACAAUCAGUAGAACCAAUGUGUGUUGAGCCCGACCCUGCUAUGACGGAGGCUCUUUCGGAAAUGACUGAGCCUAUGUCGGCGAUGUCAGAGACUUUGUCAGCAAUGACAGAGCCUUUGUCGACAAUGACUGAGCCUUUGUCCAACAUGACUGACCAACAUCACAUAAUGUCAAUGAGUGAGCCUGUACCAACUGAAGCUAUUCCAACCCCAACAGAGUCCGUGCCUUCCGUUCCUGAACCAGUAAUUACAGAACCAAUGGCUGUUGAAUCAUCAAUAGAGAUGACUCCAAUUGAUACUAACGAAAUGGUUCCUGAGCCAAUCAAGAGUGAACCUGUAACGGUUGAAGCCUCAAUCAUCAAAGAAGCAACCGAGGUCUCAGAGACUACCCCAGAACAUUGUAAUGGCACCAUAAUUGACCCUUCCAUGCCUGACAGUAACACAGCUAAUAAUGAAAGUGGUGUUGCGGACGAAAUGAGCCUUCUGUCAGAAGAUUCAAUGUCUAGUAAUCAAUUAUCAUCUGUCGCUGGAGAAGUCACAUCAUCCCUAAACGUACUUGUUACUGAAGAGAGUUCCUCUAAUUUAAUUGGUGAUAACUCAAUACCUCAAGUAACGGAAUGUGACAGCAUUAAAAAUGAGUCUGAAAUGUUGAUUGAAAGUUCAUCAGAUGCUCAAGUUGCGACACCUGAUGUUCAAAGUGGCAGUGAAGCGCAAGCAAUGGUCAGUGAAGCAGUGCCAGAGACAAGCACAGUGUUACCUGAGAUCCCUGCCACCAGCACUUCCUCAUCAGACAGUGUUCCGAACAAAGAUGAUGUUUCGACAACAUCUGCCGAAUCAGCAGAUGAAGAAAAUCAGCCAACCAUUACACUACCAGAAGACGAGUCCUCAAACGAAGCCCCUACUGCCACAACCAGUGAGCCUAAAGAAAGUGCAAGUUCCUCAAAUCCAGCAGAUGACAUCCUGGUCACACUUUUAGCAGACAAUGAAAGUCUUGGCUCAACAGAUGAAGUAAUAGGUCUAAAUCCUGUCGUCACGGAGCCACAAGAUACACCUACCGAGCAAGCAACCACAUCCACAUCUGCAUCAGUCAUUGAAGAAUUGGAAGCUGCCUCAUGAUUCAUUGAUAGCUCGAUUAAAAUGGAGUUACUCAACGCUUGAAUAAACUGUAAAGGUAGCUGAAUUUCUGUAUGUUUCAUUUUCUAUUAUAUGUACAUUUUCCUAGCUGCAAGGCACUUUACAUAGUUUGACGAAGAAAGCUGUUAAUUUCACAGCUGAAUGUAGAUACAGGCACAAGUUAAGUAGAUGUCAAGGCCCAUUGAGAAACGCCUGAUUUGGGGAACUGCAUGGAGAAAGAAAAGAAUGAGAGAAUGUCACAUCGAAAAAUAGCACCAUUCAACAUCAAUUUAGGUGGUAACCCAUGGGCCAACUGAUGACUAAUGCAUUUGGGUUGAUGUGACAUUUGUCCAUUCUUUUCUUUCUCCAGUUCUUCACACUUGUAUUUCACUGCCAUUUUCACCUUUGAGAAAUAACCAACUAUGCAAGGGUCCUUAAAAUACUUAGGCUAUAAUUUAACGUCAAAAUCCAGUAGGCUCAUCUAUUCCUUCAAUAACUUGAUCAGAUAGUCUCAUUUAAUCUGUUCCUGAUGUAAAUAUUAGAACUUUAAUGGGGAGAGGGGAGGUUCAAGUAGCACCUAGGUGAAGUUUGAUCCAUUGCAUACUACCAGUGAGUUAUGAGUUCGUUCCGAGCUACAAGAAUGUGUCAUUUUUUUAAUGAAUUCUCUAAUUAGAAACCAAGAAUUAAUUGGGUGGCUUAAUGGUAUUGCCUAACUACAUUGUGCAUGGCCCAAUUUUCUCCGAUGUUAAAUUUUUGAACAGAAAAUGAAGCAACACUGAAACUCGAAAUUUUGUGAGUGUAUUCUUCCGAAUCUUGGAUAAACAUAUAGAAACUUUGAAGGCGUUUAGUUGUCAUUUAAAAAAAUGAAACAUCAAAGAAAAUAGGCAGCAAGAAAUGCUGUUCAACUGAUUCUGGUCCAAGAUUUUAUAGGGCUGUUCAUUUGUAUUUUUCAAUUCCAGAGAUGCUGAAUUAUUGAUGUUUUUCUGUGGGCUUGCUUUUAUUUGAGGACCAAUUUGUAGGACUGUGAAGCAGGGUAUAAAAAAUGUUUCUUUGCUACUAAUUUUACGACUGAAGACGUGAAAUGUAAAAACUAUACGCACUGAGAUUCUUUUAAGGUCUUAUCACAGCACUACUCAAUGCUGAGUCGAGUUUGAAAUAGUCUCAUGUUUAAGUGAAAGUUGGACCAAUUACAUCCAAACCUCAGAUAUUUAUAGACGAUGUACCUAAGUAAUUUGUCAGGAUCAAAACUUAUAAUUUAAAAAAUGAACCCAUAGAUCCGGAAUUCCUAGAGCUCCAUCAACAUUAACGAUAAAGUAAAUUAGGUAGCUUAUCAGCUUAAUUCUUAAGAAUUACUUUUUUUUUUAAAAAAUAAAAAUAGAAAAGGUUAUUAAUACACCUACUGAUAUCUUUGCUUAUACCGAUUCUAUGUAACUCCCAGCACCUCAGCUCAAAAUUAUUUCUUACUCCACUCUCUGCUGAAGCUGCAAAAGCACUUCUGUGAAUUUCAAAAUGGGUUCAAACCUCCAAAUGUUGAAAUCGGAAUAUUGCUGAUAAACAAAUAUUGCUAACUCAAGAGCUCUUGUUUCCGUUAUCGUACCCGACCUGAGAAAGGGGUCAAACCAGGCUUGAAAGACUGAUAAGAUGAAAUUUCAGUUGUUGCACAUUGUCAGACAGAUAAUCAGUUGUUUGAAUAGAGAAUUCUUUACUGUUAAGACUUUGAUAUUGUUUGCGGAAAUAUUUGGUUGCUGAUAAGAUCAAUUCAGCACAUAUGUUUUUUGAAGGGACAGGGAGGGAGCAUGAAUAGUAGCCAAACAAAGUACCUAGCCAAACAAAAUAGAAUUAUUUUACUGUAUAAGCAUGAAAGAAGCACUCUCAUCUCACAAUUCCUUAAUGUAUGUUACCUAAUAGAGUAUCACGCAGAAGAAGGUUCUUGGCCAAUUCUUCGAAUAAUAGGUUAUAGGAUUGAAAUUGUAAGUCCCAAGUACAUUUCUAAAAAUAAUGGAUGUAGAUUCCACUCUUAUAUAGUGAUCACAAAAUUAGGCAGGAAGGAAGGAAUACAUUUUUACCAACAAGAAUUACUCAGCCUAUAAAAAACUAAUCCGACCCCCCAAAAAAAACUUUCUUUUCUUUGUUAUUCUCAACUUUUCACGUAAGAUACUCAUUUGCUUUUAUGUUAUAUUAUUCAAGAAUCUUGGGGGAAUAAUGACAGUCAAUUUUUGAUGGCGGUUCAAAUCGUUACUAUUCACACCUUUGUUAUGAUGUCGUUUCUGCAACUCUCAUUUACCUAGUUCACUAUAACUUGCGAUCAUUUUUUAGAGGCAGUGCCCGACAGAACUAUUCUUUCAUGAAGUCUGAUUUGGACACUAUAAGUCAAUUUUAGGAAAUAUUAAUUAGACAAAAAAAUGUAAAUAUUGAGAAUUUUUUAAGAGUCCUGUAGUUCUGUAAAUAGACCUAUGUCUUAAAGGCACUAGCUAACUCCUAGUUUUUUCCUCUUUUUUUAGACGAAAAUUAUUUUAAUACCUUUGUCAUUCUUAUUUUAUCACAUGAAACUGCAUUGAUUGUAUUGAUACGGAUCAAAUAAAUGAUCUGAAUAUUUGACAA